AUGGCGGGUCUUGCUGGGUGUCAGCGAAAAACCGUGACGAUGUCGUUGCAUGAUCGCCUCUUGGAAGAUGCCAAGCAGGAUUUGAGGCAGGCGGAGAGACAGAUGCAGAGGCAGAUGAGGAUGCUGGACCUGCACGUGCGGCAGCUCCAUGAGGAGCUGCCUGUGUCCUGCCUGUGCAGCCCAACCCUGCACCCCUGCUGCCCGUGCCAGCCCGACCCCUGCCCCUGGGAGAGAAGGGCCCACGCCACAAGGCUGGAUGUGGAGCGAGCACUGGGCAGCAUUCACAGAAGACUUAACAGGAUGCUGAACUCUUCCCAUGAUCACAAGCUUUUUGCUUUGAUGGAUGUGAAGGGGUUUGACCCCAAGGAAGUCACUGUAACGGUGAAAGACAGGAAGGUGAAGGUGUUAGCGGAGCACGAGGAGGAGCACACCACCGCAAGAGGGAAGGAAUAUAACUACAGAAACAUCACGAAAGAAAUUAGCCUGCCGCCGGGGGUGAGCGAGGACGAGGUGACCUACUCGCUGGGACCUAAUAGCAUUGUGAAGAUCGAAACGGCACACAAGUGCUACCCUUGUCUCCUGAGCCGCUGAGCCUCAGCAGGGAGCAGCACCUGGGCACAGUCGUUCCU
Gymnogyps californianus (California condor) is the source of this 629-nucleotide messenger RNA. RefSeq names its product outer dense fiber of sperm tails 1 (gene ODF1). The coding region runs from base 1 to 591 and encodes 196 amino acids. Lineage: Eukaryota; Metazoa; Chordata; Aves; Accipitriformes; Cathartidae. Gene Ontology annotation, cellular component: outer dense fiber. The transcript is spliced from 3 exons. The record is from RefSeq and is a predicted model, not a curated record.